AUGGCUGCUCGGAUUGCGAGCUUCCUUGGUAUUUCCAGUGUCGCCUGUCUUAGUUCGGCGAAUGGCAUCGUCGCCCACGACACCAUCUCUCGCGAUGUAAUCAUCCUGGGUGGUGGCAGCUCGGGGACCUAUGCCGCCAUUCGUCUCAAAGAUCAAGGCAAGACCGUUGCUGUCGUUGAACGCAACGACUAUUUGGGAGGUCACUGUGAAACCUACUACACCGAAGAUACUACACCUUUGAAUUAUGGUGUGGAGGGAUUCUUCAACACGACCGUGACUCGGAACUAUCUUGAACGGCUUCAGGUGCCCUAUGGACGCCGCAGCCCUGCUCCUGCGCACGAAGUUUACGUGAAUUGGAACACCGGGACAAGGACAGAAUAUCCUCCGGGCCAGCUCCAGGAUAGGGAAGCAUUCGCAAAAUGGGUCGAUGUCAUCUCCCAGUUUGGCUUCUUGGAUGAGGGCGUGUACCGAAUCCCCGAACCGGUGCCGGAGGACCUCAUCAGCCCUUUCCCGGAUUUUGUAAGGAAGUACCACCUGGAGGAUGCCGUGUUCGCCCUUUUCUCUCAUACUUCUGGUGACGUCUUCGAAAUGAUCGCCCUCUACGUCAUCCAGUAUAUUGGAGUCCCCCACACCGCUGCCUUGAAUGAAGGCUACAUCCGGCCCCUUGAGGGCAUAGCCGCUCUGUACAAGAGCGCUGGCAAAGAGCUCGGCAACGACGUCUUCUUGAAAACGACUCCCAAGACAGUUCACCGCUCCGAAGAUGGCGUCGAAGUCACCGUGCGCAGUGCUGACGGGACCACGACGCUGCUGCAGGGAAAGCAACUGCUAGUCACCAUUCCGCCCCUGCUGCCCAACCUCCACAGCUUUCAGCUCAGCGAGCAAGAAUCCCGCAUGUUCUCCAAGUGGCAGUAUCACCAGUACUGGGCCGCCCUGGUCAAUAACACUGGUCUCCCCGACGAUGUGAACUUGGUCCACGUCGAUACAGAGCGCCUGUACGGUGUCCCCGAGGAGCCCUUCAUCUGGCGCCUGGAUAACCAUUGGGCCCCAGGCUACCACAACGUCAAAAUGGUCGGUGGGUCCGACUUCGGAGAGGCUGAGGCGAAGGCGCACAUGUAUGAGAAGUUCGAGCUUCUUCAUGCGGCGGGAACAUACUCUACGCACAAGCCCGAGAUCAUCAAGUUCGGAAACCACACCCCUGUUACCAUGUUCGUUUCGGCAGAGGAGAUUCGCGGAGGAUUCUAUCGGCAGCUGUAUGAUCUCCAGGGGCUGAACAGCACGUUCUGGACGGGCUCCACUUGGGCAUCAGAUUAUUCGACCUUGAUUUGGGGGUAUACAGAUGAAGUUCUCGACCAGAUGGCUGCUUAG
Molecule: messenger RNA, 1365 nt
Organism: Aspergillus bombycis
Lineage: Eukaryota; Fungi; Ascomycota; Eurotiomycetes; Eurotiales; Aspergillaceae
Product: FAD dependent oxidoreductase
Exons: 1
Coding region: 1-1365 (454 amino acids)
Molecular function (GO): oxidoreductase activity
Source: RefSeq, a predicted model, not a curated record